AUGUUCGACACGGUCUGCACGCUUCCGCUUUCCUCGGACCUGUUCGCUCAGGCUAUCCACCCCGAGGAGCCCGUAGUCUCUGUCGGUCUGGCCUCGGGCCACGUCCAGACCUUCCGACUGCCUUCCUUAGAAACAGAUGAUGACGAAGAUGCCAUAUCGAAUUCGUCUGCCCGGACCGGAAAGGGCCACAUUGACACUAUGUGGAGAACUCGGCGACACAAGGGUAGUUGCCGCACCCUAGGAUUUGGCAUCGAUGGCAAAACGCUUUACUCGGCUGGUACAGACGGUAUCGUGAAGGCUGCAAGCACCGAGACUGGUCAGGUGCAAAACAAGAUUGUGAUUCCUUAUGAGAAGAACGGCUCUGUUGAUGCGCCAACCAUGAUUCACGCCCUCUCUCCUCAAACUCUUCUCCUCGGUACUGACUCAAGCGCUCUGCACAUCUACGAUCUCCGCAUCCCCUACUCCAAGGUGUCUGCGCGGCCUGAGCAGUCGCACCACCCUCACGACGACUACAUCUCCUCUCUCACUCCUCUGCCGGCUUCCGACACUAGCACAUCGGGCUUCAGCAAGCAGUGGGUUACCACUGGUGGAACAACCCUGGCCGUGACAGAUCUCCGGAGGGGCGUUUUGGUGCGCAGCGAGAACCAGGAAGAGGAAUUGGUCAGCUCCGUCUUUAUGCGUGGUUUGCCUUCGAGCGGAACCAGCCGGGGCGAAAAGGUCAUUGUUGGUGGAGCCAGCGGUAUCAUGACUCUCUGGGAGAAGGGCGCAUGGGAUGACCAGGAUGAUCGGAUCUAUGUAGACCGCACCGAUGGCGGAGAUUCCAUUGAGACAAUGACGGUUGCGCCCGACUACUUGGGCAAGGUGGUGGCCGCAGGCCUUUCAAACGGAAAAGUGAAGUUUGUGCGCAUCGGACCCAAUCAAGUAGUUUCUGAGGUUGUGCACGAUGAAAUUGAUGGUGUCGUGGGCUUGGGCUUUGAUGUCGAGGGCCGUAUGGUCUCUGGUGGUGGUCAGACAGUCAAGGUGUGGCACGAGGCUGAGGACAAUGCCGGUGAUGGAUCUGGCGAUGAAGACAUGAUGGAUGAUAGUGAUGACGAGAAAGAUUCGGACGACAGCGAUGCGGAACGUCGCGAGGAACCGAAGGACCGAAAGAAGCGCAAGAAGUCCAAGGGCAAGGACCUCAGUGGUGCACAGCAUGUCAUGGCCUUCCACGACCUGGACUAA
Molecule: messenger RNA, 1221 nt
Organism: Penicillium concentricum
Lineage: Eukaryota; Fungi; Ascomycota; Eurotiomycetes; Eurotiales; Aspergillaceae
Product: WD40 repeat domain-containing protein
Exons: 2
Coding region: 1-1221 (406 amino acids)
Molecular function (GO): protein binding
Source: RefSeq, a predicted model, not a curated record